Messenger RNA from Podospora pseudopauciseta, 723 nucleotides. RefSeq lists its product as uncharacterized. The coding region runs from base 1 to 723 and encodes 240 amino acids. The record is from RefSeq and is a predicted model, not a curated record. NCBI's taxonomy places the organism in Eukaryota, Fungi, Ascomycota, Sordariomycetes, Sordariales, Podosporaceae. The transcript has 3 exons.
AUGACCAGACCCGAUGGACCUGGCAGGGUCGGCAACGUAGAUGGAACUGAUGAGCCCACACCCAUUGACGGCGAUGACGGCUGCGAGAACAUCGAUGAUCUAACCGACCUAGAGGCAGAGAAGGAGCGCGAUGAAGAGCAAAAGAGGAAAGCGGAGGAGGAGGAUAAGAAGAAGGAGGAGGAUAAGAAGGGGGAGGAGAAGAAGAAGGAAGGGGAGAAGAAGGAAGAGGAGAAGAAGGAAGAGGAGGAGGAUGAGGGAGGAUGGAGACUGGAUCAAAAUCUUCACCAUUUCGAUUCCCGCGAUCACUCGCGGACUUCCGUUACUGGGUUCGCUAUCUGUGGGACAGCGAUUCGUUCCUCUUCGGCCAAACCAAAGAAGUUCUUCUAUUCUUUCCAUGGCGGCAAGAAAGUUGCCGCGUCAGCAAGAAUAGCGGCCAAGUUCAAGAAGUGGGUAGAGAAUGUAGAGAGCAAUGAGACGCUGAUUGUGGGCGGGGAGGACAUGAAGAUGUUUGUGCGUCAGGGUUUUGGGUUGGAGGACUUACUCGAAUGGGAAGGGUUGGACGGUUAUCGUGUUAAGCUUUAUGAUGACGAGGACGAUGAUAAUGAUGACGAUGAGCCCGAGAGAGGAUAUAAGGCGACGGCGCGGAAGGAGGCUGGAGAGGUGGCAGCAAGGCAAGGACCAGGAGGCGACAGUUCUCGUGUGGUGUGUCCCGCGGAAAUUUAG